GCGACCUUGCCUGCUUUGCUCUGCCUGCCCUGCUCUCCCAGCAACGCCAACCCCGAUGCUGGCCGCCGCCACCGCCUCCCUCCCCCCGCCGUUCCGCCGCGGUCGCCUGAGCACCUCUCAUGGAGGCGGAGGUGUGUCCCGCCCUCUUCGCCUGCGCCUGCGGCGGAGGGCUUUGGUCUGCCGGGCGAACCUGCAGGACGACGCGCCGUUCGCCGCCGCCAUCGGCGCCUGCCUGCUUGCCUCCCUCGUGCUCCCCGCGUCGAGAGGCCGCGGAGAGGAGGAGGAGGAAGGGGAGUUUGGCGCGACGGACACGAGGAUGGGCGUCAUGGGGAUCAUCUCCUUCCUGCCUUACUUCAACUGGCUGAGCUGGAUCUUUGCGUGGCUGGACAGCGGGAAGCGGCGGUAUCUGUUCUACGCCGCCGCAUACUUGGCUCCGUAUCUAAGAACGAAUUUAUCACUGUCACCUGAAGAGAGCUGGCUGCCUAUAGCUAGCAUAUUUGCCUGCAUAUUACAUAUUCAGCUAGAGGCAAGCAUCAGGAGUGGUGACAUCGAGAUGUUGACGUUCACUCAGAGAGCCUGGAGACAAAUUUUCCCUAGUGCUCUGAAGAAGAAGGAAGCUCGGCAUGGAAACAAAGGAAAAUCAAUCAGAAAGGGCAACGGUAGCAGAAGAAUUCCAUCGGCACAUGAAUCUAGAGAAAAGCUUCGGAAUUCAGAUAUCUUCAAGAGAAAACUUGAUGAAACGAACGACAAGAAACAAAACAAGUCAGAUUGGAACUGAACUCAAGACGGCCUCGUUCUUUCUCUUGGCAAGAUCAACAUCCUUUCGGUGAACUCCUGUUGCUGUUUGCGAAACUGAUGUGCAGUUACCAGAUAUCCUGUCCAAUUAGACUUAGGUGUAGCUAGUCUUCAAGGUGACCCACGAGUUGUUGGAUCGAGCAGGCAACCAGGCCAACCAGAGUGAGCCCGUGGUGUUUUUAUGUUUCUGCUAAUUAUGUUUAAUUGUUCGUAGCAUUCAGCAAGAAUAAUUAACACUGCAGGGCUUGCUCGGUCUGAAUUUCUGAAUGAAAGUAGCCUAAUUCCUGGUUUGUCCAUUCUCUUGUCAGAAAUCAGAGCAAGCCUAUUUGGGUUCCUGUUGAUUUCGGACGUGUGCAUCUCUUGGUAACGUAGAUUGGUCAGAGUAUGUGCAUGUCGAGGCUUGAGAACAUAUGUUAGGUGAGGUGUUGGAGAAUUUGUUCCUGGAUGCCAAUCGUGGAUAUUGUUCUUAAAAUGCACCCAUGGCCACUAUGGUUCUUCCGUUCUGUACACUUUUGCUGUCAGUGCGCGUCAGUUUCGUAAUUGUAAGUCGUAACACAACUUGGACUCAUCGUAUUCGUUGAUUAACAGACCACGGGACAU
Molecule: messenger RNA, 1395 nt
Organism: Oryza brachyantha (malo sina)
Lineage: Eukaryota; Viridiplantae; Streptophyta; Magnoliopsida; Poales; Poaceae
Exons: 5
Coding region: 56-778 (240 amino acids)
Source: RefSeq, a predicted model, not a curated record